AGAGGGAGGAGAGUCUGUCCUGUUUCAAUGAAUCCCGCGCGCGGAGACGGACGCAGCCUGACAAAGUCCAGACUCGACAACAACUGGAUGGAUUUUUCUCUCUGACUCCGCUCCUCCAUCCGGGACUUCCAUGACUCCGCAGGGACCCGGGCCGGAGUUGAUGGUCUCUGAGGCGCGAGGUGAACCAUGGCAGCGGCGCUGAGCAUCCUAACUUUGGCGGUGACUUUGAGCCGAGUGAGCUGCGUGCGCUUCUCCCAGGAGCCCUCGGACCAAUCGGUCAUACUGGGAGAGAAGGUGGUGCUCUCCUGCGUGGUCUUCAACUACAGCGGCAUCGUCCAGUGGACAAAGGACGGAUUGGCUCUGGGCAUCGGGGAAGGUCUGAGAGCAGCCUGGCCCAGAUAUCGAAUCCUGCGAGCCCUGGAUACGGGCCAGUACAACUUGGAGAUCUCCCACUCGGAGCUUUCUGAUGACUCUCUGUUCGAGUGUCAGGCCACCGAGGCGGCGCUGCGCUCCAGGAGAGCCAAACUCAACGUGCUCAUUCCUCCCGAGGACCCGGUGGUGGAGGGAACCCCGGAGCUGCUGCUGAUGGCUGGAACGCCAUACAACCUGAGCUGUGUGACCCGCGGAGCCAAGCCUGCAGCCCACAUUCAGUGGACCAAGGACGGAGUCCCCGUGGAUGGAGCCUACCAUGCCACGGAAGUGCUGCCAGACAGGAAGCGAGUCACCACCAGGAGCUACCUGCCCAUCACGCCGGCUGACACCGACAGCAACAGCAACUUCAGCUGCGUGGCAACCAACCCGGCGGUUCCCAUGGGAAAGCGAUCGACAGUAACGCUCAACGUUCACCAUCCACCGACCGUCACCUUGUCCAUCGAGCCUCGCUCAGUUCUGGAGGGCGAGAGAGUCACCUUCACCUGCCAGGCGACUGCUAACCCGCCCAUCAUGGGCUACAGGUGGGCAAAGGGCGGCGUGCUGCUGGAGGGCGCCCGCGAGAGCCUCUUCGUCACCACGGCCGACCACUCCUUCUUCACCGAGCCCGUCUCCUGCCAGGUCUUCAACGCCGUCGGCAGCACCAACGUCAGCAUCCUGGUGGACGUCCACUUCGGUCCCAUCCUGGUGGUGGAGCCUCGUCCAGUCACCGUCGACGUAGACUCCGACGUGACCCUCAACUGUAAGUGGUCCGGGAACCCGCCCUUGACCCUCACCUGGACCAAGAAAGGCUCCAGCAUGGUGCUCAGCAACAACAACCAGCUCUACCUGAAGUCAGUGAGUCAGGCUGACGCGGGACAGUACGUGUGCAAAGCCAUCGUGCCUCGGAUCGGAGUCGGCGAGACGGAAGUCAUGCUCACCGUCAACGGUCCUCCCAUCAUCUCCAGCGACCCAGUCCAGUUUGCUGUCCGUGGAGAGCGCGGCGAGAUCAAAUGCUACAUCGCCAGCACUCCUCCGCCCGACAAGAUCGUCUGGGCUUGGAAGGAGAACGUUUGGGAGAAGGAGAAGGGCACCUUGAUGGAGAGGUACACCGUGGAGCAGAGCAAGCCGCCGUCCCAAGGUGGCGCCGUCCUCUCCACGCUCACGAUCAACAACGUCAUGGAGUCUGACUUCCACUCGCCGUACAACUGCACGGCCUGGAACUCCUUCGGCCCGGGGACCAUGAUCAUCACCCUGGAAGAGACGGAUAUUGUUCCGGUGGGAAUUAUCGCCGGUGGAACGGUGGGCUCCUCCAUCCUGCUGCUGAUGAUCCUGCUGGCGCUCGCCUUCUUCCUCUACCGCCAACGCAAAGGCAGUCGUCGAGGCGUCACUCUCGGCAAGCCAGACAUCAAGGUGGAGACGGUGAACAAGGAGACGACGGGCCUUGAGGAGGAAACCACCAACGUGUCCACGGCAACGCGAAUGGUCAAGGCCAUGUACUCCUUUCUGCCCUCUGUUUCCCUCUCUCCCUCCACUCAGCCGUUCAAAGACGACAUGGACCUGAAGCAGGAGAUCAGGAGCGAGAGCGACACCCGGGAGGAGUACGAGCUGAAGGAUCCAACGAACGGAUACUACAACGUCCGGGCCACGACCCACGAAGAGGCGCGACCCCAGUCUCGUGCCAUCCACUACCAAGGGGAGUUCCGCCCCCCAAAUCCAAACACAGGACCAGCCGGCGCCACAUCCAGUGGACCCUCUGCGGCCCCCGGAGGUGCAGUUCCACCCAGUGCAGUGCCGGGGUCCAGGGCAGGGUGUUAUGACCCGCGUCCGCCCUCAAGGAUAUCACACUCAACUUACGCCCAGUUCAACACCUUCUCCCGAGCGAUGCAGAGCCAACAAGUGGCUCCGAAUCCAGCGCUUCCUUCACCUGGAGAUUAUCCUGGAGACUGUGGCCUUAUGGACAGCACCACCCAGCUGGCUUACGACAACUAUGGAUACCCAGCUCAGUACGCCAGCUACCGCAUUGGCUUUGCCCCACCAAUAGAAGAAGGACCAGCCUAUGAGAUGUACCCCACAGGACAGGGUACUGUACAAGGACCUGGGCCUGGACAGCAGAGCCCGGAGUCAGGCCUCGGGAAGUACGGAACGUCCACUCGCUUCUCCUACUCAUCGCCACCUUCUGAACAUUCCCAGAGACACACACAACGGAUGCAGACUCACGUGUAAAGAAGAGCUCACGACAGGCCAGACGGACGUCCACUGCUCCUGUUCAGAUCAUGACCCAGUAUCAGGUCCUGAACGCCACAGAGAAAAGAACAGCAUCUUUAAAUAGUCAGCAGCAAUGUAGUGCAAAAUUCAUUCAUGACCUCAUUCGGUUGUAGUUGCAAAGAAAGCAAACGCGAGCGGUACAAUCAAAGAGAAGAGCUUCUGCAGUCCUCUUCACGCUCUCCAACCAUCUGCCUGCUUCACAUCCAGUCGCUGUAAAUACGAUUCGGAAGAGACUCCGACCUUCUCAGCAUUGAAGAUGUGAAACCGCAACCUGCAGGAAACCUCAACGUAACGCAUCUAUCGCAGCAUUUGGGCAGCUUUAACAAGAAAUAUAUACCCGGCACUUUUUCCAAUCCUUUCUUCUUCUGCGGAAUCCAGCCAGUUCAGGACGGCGCUGCCUGAGUGAGCGUCACGGGACGAUGAACUCUCUUUUGUAAAGAGCGAACUGCGUGGUUUUGUAUCUGAGCGAAAGACGCUUCGUUUUGUAUCAUCGCUUUGCGCUAUAUUUAACAUUUCACUCAGAGUCUUUGUGACGUGUUUCUUUUUUCAUCCAAUGAAAUUUGUACAAAAAAUACCUCCCCUGCCCCCGAGUGUCGAGCUGUAUCUGUUUCUCUGGCUUGCACAGUAGAGUAGAUCUUUUUCAUAUUUAUACGGAAAUGUAUGAAAAAAAUGGCAUUCAAAGGCAUUUUAUAGUAUUUUUAUAAAGGUUGGGGCGACGUUGACUUUUUUAAACGUGUACGAGGACUGGAUGGUGUUAAUCGAUGCGGAUGUUGAUCCCUGGAAUUGGAAGUAUGUCGGUUUUAACCCAAAAACGAUGACGCCAGCGUUCCAAGUUGAGACUAGUCUCCCGACUCAACCGCCUUUUUGGGAAGGACGUGCGGCUACGUUAACUUCUGGAAGCUAUUUUCCUUUAUGGACAGUGGUACCUGGUUUUCCAAGUCCUUGGUUGGCUCAGUUCCCAGCUUUACCCGGUUAGAAUCAACAUGUUUCAGGGCGCCUGCCGCUGUCUUUAUCGCCUGAUGCAUCGAUGCCCUUCAAGGGUUUUAGGGGUGUGUGUUCUGGAGUGAAGUUCUGAAACAAAAACCCAGGAUAAUCAGGGGUAUACAGGAUAUUUUUGGAUUUGGGUUUUCUCGGAAUCGGAACUAACUGUUUGCAAACAGAGGUGCAACUGUCUACAAUGCCAUGCUCGCUGUUGCUAUUGAAAUAACUCGAUUGCCAUGACUUGUGUCCAGUGCUUUGCGGCAGCUCUUCUAGCUCUGAAAAACAAACGUCUUAAAAAUCUACCUUAUAAACAAAGCACUUUUCCUUUGUGUCCCACAGUCCAUUAAAACGUUUUUCACUUUACAGUGGGUUUUCCUCCUACAUCUUUAGGAAGACGACCAAAUGUUUUGGACAAACCCGAAACCUGGUCAAAACCCCCCUUCAAAGCCCCCAUUUUAAUCAGCAAUAAAGUGACUUUAAAAGUUGAAGAAAGGAAGUGUAGCUGUGCCUCUUCUUCCUGUUAAAAUGUCAAACAUCCGACUAGUAAACGUAGCCCACGCUAACAUAUCAGAAUGUCGGUAUGGAAGGUAUUUCUUUGGACUCAAAUGGAACCUUGUAUAAUGAAGUGUGAGCCCCUUUGCGUUCUUUGGUGUGUAAUACUGGCUUUUGAUAUCAGUGUUCUAAAUGUUGCUUCUUUGGACUUUUAUCAUCAAAAAACCGCCGCAGCAGAACAUACGUGAUGCUAUCAAAGCGCCGAGCCUGGCAGUUUAAUCCUAAAGUCAAUCUGUCGUCCACAUCUGAUCGUGAUGUUGAGAUCUGAAACUCCGCGGGGUCAAAGGUCUCAGAGUGUCUGUCAACACCUGAGAUGAGAAGAAGCAAAGUUUGGCAGUGAAACCAGAGACUAGAGGGGAUUUUGAAAGCUGAAUCAGCAGUUUUCUCAAAAGCGAGUCACGGAGUAAAAAUGGUCCGAUCCAACCCUUUUUUAGGAUCAUUCCUUGGCUUUAUCUUUUUAUCGAUUUUUGCUCCACGAUUCAUAAAGCGGCUUUCGUAGCGGCCAAGUCGCAAUCCAGCGCCGCUUGAAAACCUUGUCUAUGAUAGCGACAUUCCUCCUCACAAAAACAGCCACAACUUUCCUCCCUCAAACAAAGGCGGCGCUCCAAGGUCACCCUGUGAACCACUAGAACGAGAAACAGACGGAGGAGCUUUUCUAUUGAGAUCUCAGCCUUGCUACUGAAUACGAUUACCUCUUUACAAGCUCUUUUACAGCGGCGCCGUGUUUUGCAUCUGACUUGCUGUUGUGACCUUCUGUCGGAGGGAGAGCGACCGACUGCACAGAGACGCAUCCAGGCCUUCGCCAACUCGCGCACCCUUCAAAGGCGUUUAAAAGAACAAACACGCCGAUGCUGCAAAAAGGCAGAUGUUUGCCUUUGAAGCUUGAGCAUUAGACUUUCAGAUCCAGUUUUUCCACGGUAUUUUAAUCUGAUGAAAGUGUCUAGUAGACUUUCAUUUGGCGUAAUUUAUUAACAUUUAUUAACAUUAUUAUUUAUCUCGUACAAUGUGUCCAAUUUAAAAACUGCUUUUAGUCAUUAUUCUUUUUUAUUUUGUUUUACAAAAUAUUAGUAAAUUUGUCUGAUUUUUUAGUGUGUGUUUCUGGAAUAUUUUUGUCAUUUUUUUCUGUUUAAUAUUACAGAUAUUGAUAUAUGAAAUAUAUUUUUUCCUCUUAGUAUAAAAAAAACGACUAUCAAGUACACUAUUGUGAAAUCAACAUUUUCAAAAUGUAACAAUUAUAUAGAAUAUGUAAAUCAGUAGGAUCUCCCUUUUUUAUGUUUUAUUUUCAUUUUAAUUAUUAUUAUUUAAAUGCUUUUGAAUUUUACUAUUCAUAUUUUUACUUCAUCAUUCAUUCAGUAAUAUGAUUAUUCAUCUAUUAUUUCUUUAAUUGUCUAUUUUUUUAAUAUCGAAAUAUUUAUUCAACUUAAAAAAUACUAAACAAUUCAAUUGUAGUUCACAGAUUUUUCAUUAUGACCUAAACAUUAAUAUUUUCUUUUGAAUUAAAUCAAUUUUAACCACUAUUUUCUGGAAUUGUUGGAGGAAUCUUUCAUUUCUUUUUUACCCUUUCAGAAAUGAUAUCUCUUUUCUUUCAUUCUUAUCUAUAUUGCUGUCCACUUCUUUCCUUCAUCACUUUCUCUUUCACGUUGAGCCUUCCAUACUUUCAUCCAUUCUGUGUUCUAUUUCCGUUUAUCUCUCCACGUCUUCGAAGGGAAACGCUUACAAUCAACAUUAGCAAUUCAGCGUUAGCUAUUUGCUAUUAUCAUUCGCAGAAACUGUCAGUCGGUCGGCGCUUGCGGAAGGCAAUCAGAAAAAAACGUCUCCUUUCUCUCUUCUGACGCGACUGGUGCGGUGGACGGUUCCGUUGAAAAGACUUUUUAUUUCAUUUUUCUAUCAUCAUGAAAACCAUUCUCGCCCUUCAAGUCAUGUGAACAUUCCUUCUAAAUUCUUCUCAAGUGCAAAACUCAAAAAUACUUUUGUGCGUGUGUGAAAUGAAGCCAGUAAAACUGCGGCGCUCCACUUCUGCUAACUGGAGCAGGAAACAGGCCAGAAACUCCACGCUGUGCUGAGACUCUCGACGUCCGUUCAGACUUUUUUUGGAGUCACAAGACGCAAGUUAAGACAAGAGUUGUUUUUUUUAAAAAAGAGCUAGUGCAGUUGUGUUGAAUAUGUGCGUAAAUGACAGCUUCCUGUGUUGCAUCUGUGUGUGUUCGCUGCUUGUAACCAAUGGGGAAGGAGGGUCCUCUUGAAUUAUUAGGUCAGUUGUUUCAAGACUUUUCUCUCACAAACCUUCCUAAAUGCAGCUGAGCGCCCCCUCUGUUCAGCCGGUGAAGCCAACGUGCCAAACUAUAAACAAACUGAGGUGUCGCGGAUGAGACGGACGGUGCGUGUGUGUGUGUUUCGGUGUGUGUGGAGUCGUGAAUAUAUUCCUUAUAGUCCGGUACGUUGCUUUCUGACUCGUGUUCCUGUGUGUUGUGGUUCGGUGUCGCGCCGCCGGAUCGACCAAAAGAACUGUACAAAACGUCCGAGAUAUUACUGGAUUUUCUGCCUCGUCUGUCUCUUUGUUUUCCCAAAAUGUAUGUAAUAUUUUUUCACACAAUAACGAAAAAGAAAAUAAAAUACAUCU
Messenger RNA from Synchiropus splendidus (mandarinfish), 6829 nucleotides. It is a transcript of the gene kirrel1b, whose product is annotated as kirre like nephrin family adhesion molecule 1b. The record is from RefSeq and is a predicted model, not a curated record. Gene Ontology annotation, molecular function: cell adhesion molecule binding. Lineage: Eukaryota; Metazoa; Chordata; Actinopteri; Syngnathiformes; Callionymidae. Gene Ontology annotation, biological process: cell-cell adhesion. Gene Ontology annotation, cellular component: cell-cell junction. The coding region runs from base 187 to 2634 and encodes 815 amino acids. The transcript has 15 exons.